This is a messenger RNA of Staurois parvus, 2664 nucleotides long. NCBI's taxonomy places the organism in Eukaryota, Metazoa, Chordata, Amphibia, Anura, Ranidae. The record is from the annotation of a GenBank genome assembly.
AUACAUUUUCAUUGUAGGUCGUGGAAUCGUGCUUGGAAGGGGUUUGUAAACCAGACCCUCGUAUCUAUCACUUGUGUGCCGAGAGGCUCAGUGUUCAGCCCUCAGAGGCCAUCUUUCUGGAUGACAUAGGGCAGAAUCUAAAAGCUGCUGCUCAGCUGGGCUUUGCUACAAUCAAGGUGAAUAAUGUGAAAGAGGCACUCGAAGAUUUAGAAAAAUUGUUACGGUUCCCUUUGAAAGACUUUGUACCAAACACUCGUGCUGUGAGACCCUCAAUGGAGAUUUCAAGGGAUUCCUUGAAGAAAUAUCUGGAAGAUCUGUUUGGAGAAGUUCUGUCAGGUUCUCUGCUUGUUCGUCAGUUCAGCCAUGGGCAGUCCAACCCCACUUACUGUGUCAGGUUCAAUGGAAAGCAAUUGGUACUGAGGAAGAAACCUCCAGGAAAACUGCUGCCUGGGGCUCAUGCCAUAGAAAGGGAAUAUAGGGUUUUGAAAGCACUGGGUGAAGCUGGUGUUCCUGUACCAAAAGUGUUGAGCCUCUGUGAAGAUUCAAGCGUCAUUGGAACUCCCUUUUAUCUGAUGGAAUAUUGCACUGGGCGCAUUUUUAAAGACCCUGCCCUACCAGAACUGGAUGCUAAAGAACGUCAAGCCAUAUAUACAGCAAUGAAUAAAGUUCUGUGCCAAAUUCAUAGUGUGGACAUCAAAGCAGCUGGACUAGAAGAUUAUGGCAAACAAAGGUGCAUAUGUUCAACGCCAAACUCAGACAUGGACGAAGCAGUACAGAGCUAGCGAGACUCAUCAAAUCCCUUCUAUGGAGCGGCUUAUUGAAUGGCUUCCACAGCAUCUACCUGCAGACCAGAAAACCACAGUGGUACAUGGAGACUUUAGGUUGGAUAAUAUAAUAUUUCACCCAGAAAAAGUUGAAGUACUUGGCGUUUUGGAUUGGGAAUUGUCCACACUAGGAGAUCCUUUGUCAGAUGUAGCAUAUAAUUGUAUGGUUUAUUAUCUUCCACCCAAUCUCCCUGUUCAGAAAGGACUACAAAAUUAUAACUUGUCAGAAUUGGGCAUUCCCACUGCAGAGGAAUACUUUGAGCAGUACUGUGAGAAUAUGGCCGUUCCGAAGGUGGAGAACUGGAAUUUCUAUAUGGCAUUUUCUUUUUUCAGAAUAGCAGCCAUCUUGCAAGGUGUAUACAAGCGCUCCUUGGCAGGACAGGCUAGUUCUGCAAAUGCAGCAGCUACUGGAAAGUUAACAGAAUUCAUGGCGAACAUAGCAUGGGAUUUUGCUACAAAAGAAGGGUUUCGAAUUUUCAAAUCUCCCUCUGGAUCCACGUCUAGAAAUCCAACAACAAGAUCUUACACUACUUGGAGUCUGCUAUCAAGCCAUAGAUUUUCAGAGAAGAGAACAUCUACAUCCUCCAGAGACUCUCAUCAAUCUGCACAGAUAAGUCACCUGGUCAUCUCCCCUGAUGGCCUUUCUAGCAAGGCCAAAGACCUGUACAGUAAAUUAAAAGAGUUUAUUGAAGUUCAUAUUUAUCCUGCUGAACAAGAAUUAAGAAAUUACCAGUUUUCGGAGAAAAGAUGGACUCCCCAUCCUUUAACUGAAGAACUUAAGGAAAAAGCAAAAUCACAGGGACUGUGGAAUCUUUUCCUACCUUUAGAGAGCGACCCAGAGGGUAAAUAUGGUGCUAAGUUGACAAACGUGGAAUAUGCUCACCUCUGUGAAUUAAUGGGAACAUCUCUGUAUGCCCCUGAGAUCUUCAAUUGUUCAGCCCCAGACACAGGAAAUAUCGAAGUGCUGGUUCGCUAUGGGACAGAGGAACAGAAGGAAAGAUGGUUGAAGCCACUAUUGGAAGGAGAGAUCAGGUCCUGUUUUGCUAUGACUGAACCAAAGGUUGCCUCUUCUGAUGCCACAAACAUUGAAUCUUCAAUAACAGAAGAUGGGAACUCAUACAUUAUUAAUGGCCAUAAAUGGUGGACAUCAGGAGCAUUGGAUUCACGCUGUAAGAUCUGUAUUUUUAUGGGGAAGACAGAUCCAGGUGCCCCUCGUCAUAAGCAGCAAUCAAUGAUCCUGGUACCCAUGGACACUCCUGGAGUCACCAUUCUGAGACCUCUCACUGUCUACGGAUUAGAUGAUGCCCCAGCUGGACAUGGAGAAUUGACAUUUGACAACGUACGUGUGCCUAAGGAAAACAUACUCCUCGGUAGAGGCAGAGGAUUUGAGAUUGCACAGGGCAGGCUGGGUCCAGGGAGAAUACAUCACUGUAUGAGGCUUAUUGGAAAUGCAGAGAGGUGUCUGACUCUCAUGAAGCAGAGGGUUAAAUCAAGAGUUGCUUUUGGCAAACCCUUAGCUGAACAGGGAACAAUUCUUGCAGACAUUGCGAAAUCCAGAGCAGAAAUUGAGCAGGCAAGGCUGCUUGUUCUAAAAGCUGCAUACCUUAUGGACACCGUUGGCAAUAAGGAAGCAGCUUUGGAAAUUGCCUUGAUCAAAAUGGUGGCACCAUCUAUGGCACAAAAUGUAGUAGAUCGAGCAAUUCAGGCAUUUGGUGCUGCAGGCCUCAGCAAUGACUUCCCUCUUGCUCAGUUCCAUGCCUGGGCAAGGGCGUUACGCCUGGCAGAUGGACCCGAUGAAGUUCACCGACUGACAGUAGCUAAAAUAGAACUGAAACAUUAA